AUGGAUAUACGAGGAUGGACAGCGCCGGCUAUCCGGCUUGUUCGACAUAUCAAGCCCAUCUUGCAUUCGAAGCACCUGGAAACCAUCAGAUCCAAUACGAAUCACUACAUCCAACUUAUCAUCAUAAAGAGCGCCGUUGCAGCUGCUGCCAUUGCCGUCCUCGCCGGACUAGCACAGGGUGCUGCCCUUGAGUCGCCUCUCGAGAAGCGUUGCACCGCUGUACAAAAUGUCAAUACACAUUCUACGGCUGUAAGAAGACAAGAAUUUCCUGGAACAUCAACAGUGCUAAUUUUAGUGUUCAACGGACCCAGACAACGACCCACCCAGCGCCGGGAUCGCUUACGAUUGUGGUCGUGGUUACACUGAGUGUGGUUCCGCCACUUACGGUGACCCGCGCACCGUGGCUACUGCGCCUGGCGAGUUCGAGAAGUGCGAGAGCGUCUGGGACCCAUACACCGAGAAGUACCUCCGCUUCGAGCAUAUCUACGCCCAGUGCAUUCAAGACUGGAAGAACGGCCAGUAG
This is a messenger RNA of Lecanosticta acicola, 523 nucleotides long. NCBI's taxonomy places the organism in Eukaryota, Fungi, Ascomycota, Dothideomycetes, Mycosphaerellales, Mycosphaerellaceae. The record is from the annotation of a GenBank genome assembly.